AGUCGCGCCGACCGCGGUUACGCAAUAAGUGUAAAACCUACACGGCCCGAGACAAUGGUACCGGUUUUGGCGGCACUAUUUUAGCUAUUGUACCGAGUUAUGAUGCUAUAGUGUGUAAAUCACUGCUUCGUUAGUGUAGUCUCGAUAACAACCGGCUUAAGACGUGCAGUUCCGCGAACGGUUUAUUUGGCGCACUUUUUCGUCGAGGAAUUCGAAUUUCGAACGCGUGGCCUUAUCAGUGUUUUGAUAACAGUCCACGAAUGCGCUCGCGUUUCAGUGAAAGCCACGGAAUAAUCGCCCCAGCGUGCAAGACUUUGUAAUCGAUAUUGGUUUAAUUUGGCAUAAAUAGAAACGGAAGGAAAACGCCCAUUUCUGUAACUUUGUUUUUAUGCCGAUACGGUCUUUGAAUAUAUUUAAUUGUGUACGGAUUUGACUAUCUGAACCGUGUUACUGGUGUGUGAUUUGUUACUGUUGCGUUGUGGAAUACUUCUUCUGAUUCAACGAUUUAAAGCUGUUGAGGGUCUUCGUGUAAAAAAAGCGGUUUCUGGCCCAUCCUACACAGCUCCUAAUAAGGAUACGUCAACGUCUGUGCAGCGGUGUGCCUGUUACUUCUCAUCGGCGGACUUUCCCCUAGAUCGUGCGCGGCGCCGUACCGGAGUCGCGCCAUGGACAGACAGAGGCGGGCGGCGGACGAGGAGAACUACUUAUGGCGCAACCCUUGCAGCUAUAAUGAUUCUAAUUCCAAAUCAUCAUACUUGCCAAGUAACGCGAAAUUCGUCGCACAGCAAGCCAACUACGUGUACCAACAGACGGCGAGCUACAAAGACGAAUUCACAAAGUUGCACAGUUUCGAUACGUUCGAAAACUUGCUGAAGGAAUGGAAGGACGACUGGCUGAGGAAUUUCUCGUGGUUCCGUGAAGAGGUUCUGCCGCACAAGAAGGUUCUCUUCCAAACGGUUCCUGAUGAAGACAUAGCAUCAUUAAUGAGCAAAAUUGAUGAAGUUCUCCCCUCGAUGUACAAGGGCCUGAAGAUGAUCGUGGCCAGCCUGUACAAGCUCAGUCAGAGCCUGGAGCACGACGGCAUCAGCUCGGACGAGGAGCUCGCCAACAACAUCUCUCAGACCAUGAAGGAUGUUAGAGCCGUGCUCUGCUACUUCUACGAUCUAAUGAAAGCUCGUAACCUGGAAAUCCUACCAGUGUACGACUCGGAGAUCCCGGUCAUCGACAAGAAGAACAAAUUGGAAAUCGGUCUCUACAUUUACCGGGACACGCUUAACUACCUGGAGUACCUGGGACAGGUGUUCAAGAAGAUGUCCGAAACUGACCUCCCACCAACCGCUUGAUGCAAUUGCCUUGGUUGUGCUAGCUAGAUUAAAAACCGCUGAUGAGGAACUUCGUUUACACUACCCAAUAACAUAGCUGCUAGUUUUAUUUUAACAACGACAAGAAAAGUAUUUUGGAGCGCAUUGAGGCUGCUCAGAUCGCCAUAUAAAAGACUUUUCGCAUUGUACUUAACUUAAUUUUAAUGAAUUUAAUUGUCAAAUACUCCAUCCGUUGUAGAUUGUUACUGUAUUGAGUCAACUGCGGAUUAUUCUAAGUUUUGGUCUCAUCGUUCCUCAGUUUCAACGUCGGUUGGAUGAACUUCUUGUAGUAAAAUUGAAUAUUUGGCUGUUUUUUAGCGAAUUAAUGUAGUAGAAAAACGUCAUUGCCAUUACAUUGCCAUUUUUGGUCUAGAACGGAUAAGUUCCUUUUAAUGUAAAUAGUGACGAAUUUAAAAGCUAAUUAAUUUAUUGUCUGCUGAUUAACAUUCAAAAUUUCCCGAUUAUCCUAGUCAAGGUCUUAACUUAUUUAUUUCUCAUGUAACUCCACUUAGUUUCAAUUUCUUUAUUAUUGAUUAUUUAAUUUAGAUUAUAGUAUUAGUCUUCAUUCCACCAGAUGAUAAAUGUUGUAUGAGUAUGCUGUGUAAAUUAUUUGAGCGAUGUAUGAUACUUUGAUGUGACAUUGUGGAUUGAGAGGAUAUUUAUUUGUAUACAGAUGUAGUGAUAUUAUGACGUAUCAUGGAUUCAUGACGCAACUGCUACUGUAUAUUACAAUAGUACUCUAUUCCUACUUUCUUUAGUAUUACUUUGACACUUUGUUAACUAUUUAUAUAACUGUUAAAUCCAAUGAAAUACGACUAGCUUUAAUAGAGCUGUUAAUUAUUAUUAUAAAGUACAGAGCCAGUGUAUUUAUAUCUUAAUCAUUAUUUGUACAGUUAAAAUAAUACUUAUUUAUAACUGUGGCAAACAUGGUUCAAUGUUUGUGAAAUUAAAUUAUUAUUACAUUA
This is a messenger RNA of Ostrinia nubilalis (European corn borer), 2326 nucleotides long. RefSeq lists its product as uncharacterized. NCBI's taxonomy places the organism in Eukaryota, Metazoa, Arthropoda, Insecta, Lepidoptera, Crambidae. The transcript has 7 exons. The coding region runs from base 666 to 1343 and encodes 225 amino acids. The record is from RefSeq and is a predicted model, not a curated record.